GAUAUUUUGUCCGAAAUAUUAUAAUUAUUUAAUUAAAACAUAAAAUAUUAAACGUGUAUACUAAUAAAAACUUAAAUCUCAAACAAAUAGCAUGUUUGAUCAAAGUAUCAUUGGAAUAUGUUUUUGUGUCUGCUUAGCAAUAGUUUUCAAUUUUUCUUUACAUCGAAUAGAAGAAGGUCAUGUUGGUGUAUAUUUUAGAGGUGGUGCAUUAUUACCUCAAGUUAGCAAUCCUGGAUUUCAUAUGAUGAUACCUUUAUUAACAACAUAUCGUGCAGUUCAAGUUACAUUACAAACAGAUGAAGUAAAAAAUGUUCCUUGUGGAACAAGUGGUGGUGUAAUGAUUUAUUUUGAUCGUAUAGAAGUUGUAAAUAUAUUAGAUGCAAAUAGUGUUUAUAAUAUGGUAAGAAAUUUUACAGCAGAUUAUGAUCAAACAUUAAUAUUUAAUAAAAUUCAUCAUGAAUUAAAUCAAUUUUGUUCUGUACACACAUUACAUGAGGUAUACAUAGAUUUGUUUGAUCAAAUAGAUGAAAAUUUAAAAACUGCUUUACAAAAGGAUUUAAAUGAUUUAGCACCUGGUUUAAGUAUUCAUGCAGUUAGAGUUACUAAACCAAAAAUUCCAGAAACUUUGAGAAAAAAUUAUGAAUUAAUGGAAGCAGAGAAAACAAAACUUUUAAUAUCAAUUCAACAUCAAAAAGUUGUUGAAAAAGAUGCAGAAACAGAUAGAAAAAAAGCUGUUAUUGAAGCAGAAAAAGAAGCACAAGUAGCAAAAAUACAAUUUAAUCAAAAAAUUAUGGAAAAAGAAUCUUUACAACGAAUAGCAGCAAUUGAAGAUGAAAUGCAUUUAGCAAGACAAAAAAGUCAUUCUGAUGCUGAAUAUUACCAAACAAAGAUGCAAGCUGAAGCAAAUAGACUUCUGCUUACCAAAGAAUUUUUAGAAUUAAAAAAAUAUGAAGCAUUAGCACAGAAUACAAAAGUAUAUUAUGGUCAAGAUAUACCAAAAAUGUUUAUGUAUGGAGGUUGCUCAAGUGAUGAUAGUACAAAUUCACGUAUAGAAAUUCAAAAAUAAUAAUUAUAGAAAUACAUUUUUUUUUAAAUAUUAUAUGAUGAAAUAGUUAUUUUAUUUAUGUUUAUAUGUAAUCAAUUAAAAUAUAAUUUAUCAAUUUUUUUGUGAUUAUCAUAUGUAAUACAUAUAUAAUAUGAUUGUUUAUUUAUAAACUUUAUUAGACUUAAUCAAAUUUUGUAAUAAAAAUUUUGUUAAUAUAACAAAUUUUUAAUACUAUUAAUAUUA
This is a messenger RNA of Apis dorsata (giant honeybee), 1288 nucleotides long. Its product is annotated as erlin-1-like. Gene Ontology annotation, biological process: SREBP signaling pathway. The transcript is spliced from 5 exons. NCBI's taxonomy places the organism in Eukaryota, Metazoa, Arthropoda, Insecta, Hymenoptera, Apidae. Gene Ontology annotation, cellular component: endoplasmic reticulum membrane; endoplasmic reticulum. Gene Ontology annotation, molecular function: ubiquitin protein ligase binding; cholesterol binding. The record is from RefSeq and is a predicted model, not a curated record. The coding region runs from base 92 to 1066 and encodes 324 amino acids.